ACACACAACUUUGAAUGGGUCAUUGGUAACCAGAACUUGAGCCCCGAUGGUGAAGUAACAAGAGAAGUCAUCACGAUCAACAAUGAAUGGCCCGCUCCGCAGAUCAGAAUAAACAAAGGGGACCGUGCUGUGAUCCACGUUAUCAACAACUUGAAAGAGGAUACCUCGCUUCAUUUCCAUGGGAUCUUCCAGAGAAACUCAAGUCAUAUGGAUGGUGCGACGAUGAUCUCACAGUGUCCUAUACCUCCGGGAGGUGAGUUCACAUACGAUUUCACGGUGCCUGAUCAAACAGGAACAUACUGGUAUCACAGUCACUCUGUUGCUCAGUACGGUGACGGCUUAAGAGGUGUGUUCAUUGUCGAAGACGGUGAUGAGAAUGAGCUCUACGAUGGAGAUAUGGCCAUUAUGCUCGCUGAUUGGUACCAUACUCCGAGCGCCAUACUAGUUGAACAGAUGUUUGCACAGGGCUCAAGAGGAGGGGAGCCUUCCAUCAAAUCGGGGCUGUUCAACGAGACUGAACGACAGAGCUUGUUUGUUCAGCCGGAUAAGACCUAUCUGAUUAGAUUGGUGAACGGUGGAAUGAGCGCAACGCAGUACUUCUACAUCGAAGACCAUACCAUAACCAUUGUGGAGGUUGAUGGUGUGAAAGUUGACCCUGUUGAGGUUGAGGCUGUACAGCUGGCGACUGGCCAGAGAUAUAAUGUUGUUCUGAAGACCAAAUCAACAAGUGAUCGUAACUAUGGAGUUGUCCAGAUUACAAACAUCAUGAUGAAUAAGAAGUAUACAACAAACUGGCUUGUGUAUGGUGAAAAAGAGCCAGAGCAAGAAGCCUCUGUUCAAGUCCGUAAGAGAGUUGGAGACUUGAACUUCUAUGAUGACAUUAAUCUGAGACCCUUGGGCUCCAUUGCAAAACUACCAGAACCUGAUCAUCGUCUAACGUUUGUCUACUCAUCGGACCAUUUCAACCAAUACGGCACGAAGUACUAUACAAUGAACUCUCACCCUCAUUUGUCUCCAAAGGUACCAACACUCCAUACCGUAUUUAGUGCAAACAAUGGUUCAAAAGCACUGGAUCCAAAGAUCUAUGGGGAGGGAACGAAUGCCUUCAUCUUGCAGAAGGACGAAAUUGUUGAAAUUGUGUUGAAUUCAGAGGAUCAUAUGCGUCAUCCUUUCCACCUACACGGCCAUAACUUCCAGAUCUUGACUCGUGGUGCCCAUGUCCAUUAUCGAGAAAUGCAGGAAUCACAGUUCCCAGAGUACCCUGCUAUUAGGGACACUGUUAACGUUCCAGGAAGUGGACAUGUUGUUUUGAGAUUCAAAGCUCAAAACCCAGGUGUUUGGUUUUUCCACUGUCAUACUGAAUGGCACGCAGUUCAAGGAUUGGGGGUUGUGUUUAUUGAGGCACCUGAUGUGAUGCUUGAGACCCAGACUCUACCACAGAUGAAUAAGGACCUGUGCGUUUCGUACGGUGCAAAGCCGAUGGGUAACGCUGCUGGCAACGAUGAUUUGGAUGAUUUAACUGGUGAGGUUAAAUGGCCA
This is a messenger RNA of Williopsis jadinii, 1539 nucleotides long. RefSeq lists its product as uncharacterized. Gene Ontology annotation, biological process: reductive iron assimilation; cellular response to iron ion starvation. Gene Ontology annotation, cellular component: high-affinity iron permease complex. Gene Ontology annotation, molecular function: ferroxidase activity; copper ion binding. The annotation marks the transcript as partial. Lineage: Eukaryota; Fungi; Ascomycota; Saccharomycetes; Phaffomycetales; Wickerhamomycetaceae. The transcript has a single exon. The record is from RefSeq and is a predicted model, not a curated record.